Messenger RNA from Hemiscyllium ocellatum (epaulette shark), 2751 nucleotides. RefSeq names its product homeobox protein TGIF2-like. The record is from RefSeq and is a predicted model, not a curated record. Gene Ontology annotation, biological process: regulation of transcription by RNA polymerase II. The transcript is spliced from 3 exons. Gene Ontology annotation, molecular function: DNA-binding transcription factor activity, RNA polymerase II-specific; RNA polymerase II cis-regulatory region sequence-specific DNA binding. The coding region runs from base 296 to 1090 and encodes 264 amino acids. NCBI's taxonomy places the organism in Eukaryota, Metazoa, Chordata, Chondrichthyes, Orectolobiformes, Hemiscylliidae.
GGGUGAGCUGUCAGGGUUUGUCAGGAGUGGAGUCAGCAGCAGCAUUUGCAAUCGGGAUCAGCAGCAGGUAGUGAGUGAGAGAGAGGCAAAGCGUGCGAGAGCUUUGUUUAACUGCGCCACGCUGUCCUCGCUGGGGAAAGACGAGAGGAGCAGGAGCAGCAGCACUACACACACGCAACGUGCUCAGCACUUUCCUCCUCCCCAGCCCUAAACACCCCCUUCACACUUUUAUAUGAAGCUACAAAAUCCAAAGUCUCCCGUUCGACAGAAACUCUGAAAAAAAUAGUGGAGCAGGAUGAAAGCUACGAGGAAAGCCUUUACCAGUAGCCAGAGGAGACCAGGGGACAUAGCCAUGUCAGACAGCGAGACGGGAGAAGACGACGGCAGCAGCAGCAGCUUGAUUUCCGACAUGGCUCAUUCCAAGAAGAGGAAGAGGCAUGUGAUAUUUUCCAAAGAGUCGGUGAAAAUCCUGCGGGACUGGCUGUACGAGCACCGACUGAACGCCUAUCCAUCCGAGCAGGAGAAGCUGAGUUUGUCUGGACAGGCGAAUCUAACAGUAUUGCAGGUCUCCAACUGGUUCAUCAAUGCAAGGAGAAGACUUUUACCCGACAUGCUACGGAAGGAUGGCAAAGACCCUCAUCAAUUCACUAUUUCUCGCAAGAGCAAGUUCUCUGAAUUAAAUCCAUCUCGAAGUGGAGGCGGACCAAACCUAUUGGAGAAUUCUGCCUCCGCUGCCACCUCCACGCUUUUGUCUGCAUCAUUUCGACCUUCCGUCAUUUGCCACGCAACAACGUCGAUGGUUAAAGACAUGCCUUUACUCCUCUGCCCAGACUCCAGCAAUGACAGUAAGAAAACCUCAAAACUGACUGACCAAGAGUUAGUUCGACCCCUGUUUAACACUGAUAACCCCACUACUUUGAUGACAUGCACAGAUUCAAGCAGUCCUAAUAAUGGAUUGUUCAACACACCUCCCCCCACUCCACCAGAGCUCCACCAGGACUUCAGUGGGUUUCAGCUGUUGGUGGAUGUUGCACUCCAGCAGGCUGCUGAACUGGAAUCUCAGAAACAGAAUAUUAAGAUUUCAUCUUAAACAUGUGCAUCAAGGAAUGUGGUAAAUGCCAGUAGAAGUGUAGAUAUCUGAGGAACCCUUCAGUUGGUUCUAGUCUGUGAAUGGGCAGUAGCAUGUUACUUAAAAUCUAUUCUGGAGAAAUGGCUAUCAAAAUUCAUUUCUCACGGCUGGAGAAACAGCUUGAAAAGUCUAUUUGCUUAAACUCAAGGUUACUCUCUCAUGGCUGUCCAGUUGAUUGUAGACCCCUUGAAUUGAAGGGUUGCAAUAAUUAUUUUUAGUAGUAUUCUCAGAGGCUCCACUGUAGCUUUGCACUCUGCAAACGGUAGAUUAUAGAACUACAACCUAGUAAGCAUUAGCAUUCUGUACUUUUGACUGCAAAUAUAAAUGAGCUAUACUCGUACUUCAAGAAACUGAAGGUUACCUUAAUUCGUUCAGGUUUUAUGUCACUGACCAAUAUGUCAUGUUUAAAGAUUUGUUUUUAUAGUUGUUUUUUCUGAAGUGACGCUGCUUUCGUUGAAACAGAUAUAUUGAGUACAAAGCAAAGGUGCAGUGUCAAGGUAACCCAAAGUAGUGUGGAUGACCAGGAUGGGAAAUUGUCUUGCACGUUCUUUAAUCCUCAAUCUGUGCAAAGUAUCUGAAUCAUAAGAUAUUAGAAUAUUUUUUCAUUUGUAUAUAAUGGAUCUUUACUACUGAGCUAAAGAAUUGUAACUUUAAAUUGUGGUUCUGUUAGAGGCAAACUGUAAGAUAAAAGUGGAAUUUCCUCUAAUCACUACUCAAUAGAUUAUGAUGAUAGCAAUGUGACAUUAGCUCGGAGGUAUUCAUUUGUAACUUGAGUAUAGAACUAUUAAAAAGGUAAACUAAUUUCUAUUUGUUAGUUCUAUCUGUGAAUGUAGCUAUCUGAUUUUUUUACAUUUUUUUGUAAAAUGUAGUACAUUGUUAAAGGUGAUGUGAAACUUCCUUUUUAAACAGUAGUGCUAAGAUUUAUCUGAUGGUAGUCUGGGAUUCACAAGUUUUCAGAUUCUAAAACUUUGUUAGAUGACAUUCAACCCAGUUACGUUUAAAAAAAAACAGUUGAGGAGAAAAUCAUUUAGAAAAUGGAGAACCAGUGAUUUUAAAAUGCAAGUAAUACAAAAAACUGACUUUCCUAUGACCCUUGCAUAUCAAAAUACUGCCUAUCUCCAGUAUGUGGCAGUGAUACAACAUAAGAUUGGGGCAGAAACUGGCAACUUGAACUGCCUUUCAAAUGAACCAAUCCUGCAAGCUGCAUUUAGGCAAAUGCAUUGAGUUGAUUUCAGACCAUUUACUUUGAUUCUGCAGCUGCUUCAUAUAUUAGCCCUUUAUUGUAAAUCAAUAUAUACAUGGCCAAACUCUCUACUUGGGGUUCUACAAAAGGGGUUUUACAUAAAUGCUACUCGUGUUGGAAGCUUUAAAAAUUUGGUUCAGUGUUAAUGCAAAAAGGGGCUUUGCAGAUCAUGUAUAUAAGUGAGAUAAAUGCAAAUGUGCCUUAUGAUGGUGGUUUUUUUUGUUAUGAAGGGACCACCCAACUAUUCAAGUCUUCAAUUUCAAUCUGUGCAAUAUUUAAAGGAGUUCUUACAACUCCAUUCUUUGUCUUACAGGAACAUUGAUCACAUCUGUGAAUUUUUUUAAAUACCACUCUAAUAAAAGUCUUGACGUUUGAUAAA